Molecule: messenger RNA, 1671 nt
Organism: Ornithorhynchus anatinus (platypus)
Lineage: Eukaryota; Metazoa; Chordata; Mammalia; Monotremata; Ornithorhynchidae
Gene: GDPD1
Product: glycerophosphodiester phosphodiesterase domain containing 1
Exons: 10
Coding region: 103-1047 (314 amino acids)
Biological process (GO): N-acylethanolamine metabolic process; glycerophospholipid catabolic process
Cellular component (GO): endoplasmic reticulum membrane
Molecular function (GO): phosphatidylcholine lysophospholipase A1 activity; phosphoric diester hydrolase activity
Source: RefSeq, a predicted model, not a curated record
GCUCCGGUGGCCAGCGGUGGCCAGCGACGGGCUGCGCUCCCGGGGACCUGUCCCCUCCCGCCCCCUCCCGCCCCCUCCCGCCCCCUCCCCCGGCCGGCUGGCAUGUCCACCGCGGCGGCUUUCUACCUGCUGUCCACCCUGGGCGGCUAUGUGGUCACCUCCGUCCUGCUGCUCAAGUGCCCGACCCUGCUGCACCAGAAGAAGAAGCAGCGGUUCCGCUGCAAACACAUCUCCCACCGCGGAGGUGCUGGAGAGAACUUGGAAAACACAAUGACAGCCUUUCACCAUGCAGUCGAUGUGGGAACCGAUAUGUUGGAACUGGAUUGCCAUAUUACAAAAGAUGAGCAAGUAGUCGUGUCACAUGAUGAAAAUCUGAAGAGAUCAACUGGGGUCAAUGUUAACAUCUCUGAUCUCAAGUACUGCGAACUCCCACCUUACCUGUGCAAACUGGAUGUCACAUUUCAAAAAGCAUGCCAGUGUGAAGGAGAAGAUAACCGCAUUCCUUUGCUAGAGGAAGUUUUUGAGGCAUUUCCCCAUACGCCAGUCAACAUUGACAUCAAAGUUAACAACAAUCUACUGAUUAAGAAGGUUUCAGAAUUGGUGAGUCAGUACAAAAGAGAGCAUAUAACCGUGUGGGGCAAUGCAAAUUACGAGAUCGUAAAAAAGUGUCACAAAGAGAAUUCAGAUAUCCCUAUCCUCUUCUGCCUACAACGCGUUCUGCUCCUCGUCGGCCUGUUCUACACUGGUCUCUUGCCCUUUGUGCCCAUUCGCGAGCAGUUUUUGGAAAUCCCCAUGCCUUCCAUCAUAAUGAAGCUGAAAGAACCUCAGAAGAUGUCACGAAGCCAAAAAUUUGUCAUCUGGCUUGCUGAUAUGCUGCUAAUGAGGAAAGCAUUGUUUGACCACCUCACUGCCCGAGGCAUUCAGGUUUAUAUUUGGGUGUUAAAUGAAGAGCAGGAAUACAAAAGAGCCUUCGAUUUGGGAGCAACUGGAGUGAUGACAGACUAUCCAACAAAACUUAAGGAAUUUUUACAUAAUUAUUCAGCGUAAAGAAGAAAUUGCAUAGAAAGAACCCAAGGAAAGACCCCUAGGAAGAGAGUUCUUUCAAAUUCAUACGAAUAAGCAAUUUCCAGGAUAAUGAAAGUGAAAUCAAAUGAAUUUUAUUACCUCAUUCCUUAGUCUGUUUCACAAUGUAGAAAUUGUAAACAGUGUAUUUAUUUUAAGCUAUAUCGCAUACUUUACAUUUGUAAAUAGUUUGAUAGGAGGGUAUAAAUUGUGCAGAGAAGGUAGAAAAUUAUGGAAUAAGAUUUCUGUAAAAAUACAGCAUUUUUGCUGUUGUUGGUUAUUCUGAAUCAGCCUAAUUAAGAACUUUCCAUCUUCGGAAUGCAUUUCAUCGUACAUUGAGUUGAGAUUCAGCUAAUUAAACUACAUUGAGCGAUAUUUUUUGUUGCUUUGGGUUUACUGUCUAACCUGCAUACUGGAAAAGAAGCCAAUGGCAAGAGAAAUCUAAAAUCUGUGAUGUCAUUGGAGAGCCACGUAUGCACUUUGAGUCUCGAAGAAAUAAUUAAAAGUUCUAACAUUUGGCCAGAUGUAAAAUCUGUUGACUGGACCAGAUUAUUGAUUUAGUUGCUGUGUUUGCGCUGUAUUUAAUAAAAAUGGCCUGGUGAACACACA